This is a messenger RNA of Pteropus alecto (black flying fox), 5662 nucleotides long. RefSeq names its product poly(ADP-ribose) polymerase family member 14 (gene PARP14). Gene Ontology annotation, biological process: negative regulation of gene expression. Gene Ontology annotation, molecular function: NAD+ poly-ADP-ribosyltransferase activity; transcription corepressor activity. Gene Ontology annotation, cellular component: nucleus; cytoplasm. NCBI's taxonomy places the organism in Eukaryota, Metazoa, Chordata, Mammalia, Chiroptera, Pteropodidae. The record is from RefSeq and is a predicted model, not a curated record.
AAAGAGUCAAAGUUAACAGCUCGGAUUUGCGGAGGGACUGGCAGUCCAGGCGGGACGAGCAGAGCUGAGGAUGGCUGCGCCCGGCUUCUUCCCGCUGCUGGUCGAGGGGUCCUGGGGCUCCGACCCCCCGAAGAACUUGAGCGCCAAGUUGCAGAUGUACUUCCAGAGCCCAAAGAGAUCGGGCGGCGGGGAGUGCGACGUUCGCCAGGUGUCCGGGAACCCGGCCCAUUUCCUGGUGCUCUUCCGGGAGAACGUUCGGCAGAAAGUUCUGGAGAGAGAGAACCACGAGUUAGUAUUACCAGGAAAAGGAACAUUCAAGUUAACUCUCCAGUUGCCCACAGAUGAUGUCCAUGAUGCCUCUGAGGGGAAAAGUCCAACAAAAGAAUCUAAGACCAAAGAAAAUGCCAAAGAACCAGAUGCGUCAAAAGAACUGGAUAAGAAAAACUCUCUCAACAGAAGGUCAGAAAAAAUGGAAGAUAGCCCAAAAGAAUGUGAAAAUAUUCCCUCUUUGGUUGCAUUUGAAAAUCUCAACACAAAUGUGACUGAUAUCAUGUUAAUCUUGUUGGUGGAGAACAUAAGUGGCCUGUCCAGUGAUGAUUUUCAAGUGGAAGUAAUACGAGAUUUUGAUGUUGCCGUCGUUACCUUUCUAAAAUAUAUAGAUCCCAUGCAAUUUGUUGAUGUUUGUGCCACACACCAUUCAGUGAAACACCUUCAGCUUUCUCCAAGACUUCUGGAGGAGACAAAAAGAAUCAGGGUCGAAAACCUGCCGCCUGGUGUUGAUGACUAUAAUCUGAAAUGUUUUUUUGAAAAUCCUCAAAAUGGAGGGGGAAAAAUUACCAGUGUUGAAUGUUUUCCUGAAGAGAGUUCAGCUCUGAUUGAAUUUUUUGACAGAAAAGUGUUAGGCACCAUCAUGACCAAGAAACAUUUCCUCAACAAUAUGCCACUCUCUGUGUUCCCAUACUAUACCUCUCUGGGCACAGCUUUAUAUGGAAAAGAAAAGCCUCUGAUCAAGCUUCCAGCACCAAUUAGAGAAUCUCUGGAUCUUCCGUUAUGGAAGUUCUUGCACAAAAAGAAUCACCUGAUUGAAGAGAUAAAUGAAGAAAUGAGACAUUGUCACUGUGAGUUAAUGUGGUCUCAACUCAAUGGCGAAGUUACCAUCAGACCUGAGGCCACCUUAGUCCAUCAAGGAAGACUAAGAAUCAAGAACUGGAAGAAAGAUGUUUUGACAGCAUUCUCUGGCAUCAGGUCUAGAUAUAAAGUUAUGCCAUUUAAAGCGGAUCCAAAAGUGUGGGAUACCAUAAAAAACGAUUUAGAAGAUGACGGGAUUUUGAUCGAGUUUGAUACAUUUAUGGGGAUUGUAACCUUAGUGGGGAAAUCAGAGGAUGUACAAAACAUUGAGCCAAAAAUCAAAGAAUUAAUUAAAAACGCCACUGAAAAAAUUAAAAGAGAAGAGCAAAGUGUGAAGGAGAAAGUGGCCAUUUCCCCAGGAAAGUAUUCUCUUUUACGCCACAGUGGUAUGCAGGAGCAUUUCCACAUGGAGUGCCCAGAGGUGGAAAUUUCUUAUGAUGAAGCCACUCAACACAUGUGCUUCAAAGGACUCAGUGCAGAUGUGUAUAAAUUAAAGUGUAAAAUCCAGGAAAAGGUUUACAACAUGGACCAGAAAAACAUUGAGCUUCCUCCUCAGGUUUUCCAGUUUUUGCAACAGGUUGACUGUGCAGAAUUCUCUAAGUCUCUUUUUAUAGCAGAGAAAAUUCUUGCAAGUUAUGACCUAAAGGGUACAACUGUUCUCUUAACCGGCUGUUCUUCUGAAGUCCUAUUAAAAGCUGAAAAGCAAAUGGUCAGUGCCUUAAAUUUUAAGUCAAUAGACAUUGAGGACAGGGAAUUUCUUAACAGCAGAAAAAAAAGUGCACACAAUUUGCAUAAGAAAUAUAAUUCUUCCUCAAUGACCGUAAUAAUCAAUGAGUUUAUCUCAGAAACCACAGCUGUGGUCAUCAUCGCAGGCUGUACGAGAGAAGUAAAUGACAUCUACAGCUUGCUUUUUGACUUUGUGGAAAAACACAUGAGAAUUGAGAGAUUGAUGGAAGUAAAGCCUCCCUUAGUUAUUGAUUAUUUAAAGGCAGAGAAGCUAUUCUUGCAAAGGAUAAAGAAGAUAAAUGUAAUUGUAAAUUUCAAUCCCGAAGAUAAACAAAAAGGCAUUUUACUAAUUGGCUCAAAGACAAAAGUCCUGGAGGGAAUGAAUAUCAUCAGGCAAGCCCAGGAUUCAGUUUGUAUUAAAAGCAUCAAUAUUGAUAAGCCAGGAGCCAGCCAGAUCUUCCAGGAUAAAGCAGGGUACUAUAAAAGUCAGGUCAAACAGUUUUUUGGUUGUUUUAUUCAACUACAGAAGAAUGAAGGAAAAGAGGAGGGAGGCGGCACUGGCGGGCAGAAGUGCUCCACUCAGGUGGACUUGGCCCCUGGAGUCUCACUGAUUGUACAGCUGGGUGACUUGACACGGUUUCCUGUCGAAGUGGUGGUAAAUUCAGCAAAUGAGGACCUCCGGCUGAGUGGUGGUCUCGCCGCAGCUCUUUCGAAAGCAGCUGGCCCUGAGCUCCAGGAAGACUGUGACAAGAUAGUGAAGGAAAGGGGCAAGAUCCUUCCUGGCCGUGCCACCAUCUCAAAAGCAGGAAGGCUCCCAUACCAUCAUGUGAUCCAUGCAGUAGGUCCCAAGUGGAAGAAGGAUGAUGCCCGGUGUUGUAUGCUCCUGUUACAGCAUGCCGUGGAACAAAGUCUCAUUUUGGCUGAACAUCACCAAUACCAAUCCAUAGCCAUCCCUGCCAUUAGCUCCGGGAUCUUUGGUUUUCCCUUACUCCAGUGUGUGGAGGCCAUCGUUUUGGCCAUCAAAGAAAACUUCCAAGGUAAGAGCGAUGGACGCACCUUGAAAAAGGUUUACCUUGUGGAUGCAGCUGAGAAGACUGUUGAGGCCUUUGCUGAAACUGUGAAAUCUGUAUUUAAAAACACCCUGCCUGGUACUGCUUCCUUGCCCAGUUUACCAGCAGCAGUUCAGCCCGGCUCGAGAGAAGAUCUUGAAAACAGACGAGUGCUCCCGUGCCCGGGAGGCCUGAGGAUCCUGUUGUUGAAAGCAGAUGUGCAGAAUGCUACGACCGAUGUUGUCGUCAACUCCGUUCCCUCGGAUCUUACGCUUAACAGAGGGCCCCUUUCUAGGGCCCUCUUGGAAAAAGCUGGGCCAAAGCUCCAGGAGGAACUGAACACAACUGGGCAAGGGAUGUCUAUUAAUGUGGGCACAAUUCUCCAAACCAGUGGUUGCAAUCUGCAUUGCCAGCGUGUGCUUCAUGUGGUGGCUCCGGACUGGCAAAAUGGCAGCGCAUCUUCACACAAGAUCAUGGAAGACAUAAUCAGAGAAUGUUUGACAAUCACUGAGAGCUUGUCCUUAAAAUCAAUUGCAUUUCCAGCCAUAGGAACAGGACAAUUGGGUUUUCCUAAAACUGUUUUUGCUGAAUUAAUUAUUUCAGAAGUUUUCAAAUUUAGUAGCAAGAAUCAACUGACAACUUUACAAGAGGUUUGCUUUCUGCUGCAUCCAAAUGAUCACGGGAAUAUUCAGGCAUUUUCAGAUGAAUUUGACAGAAGAGCUAAUGGAAAUUUCGUCUGUGACAAAAUCCCCAAGGCUGAAAAUACACAAGGUUUCUAUGGGACUGUUUCUAGCACUUCUUCAGGAGUGCAUGAAAUGAAAAUUGGCCCCAUCACCUUCCAGGUGGCCUCUGGAGAUAUUACAAAAGAAGAGGCAGAUGUGAUUGUAAAUUCAACAUCAAAGACAUUUAUUCUCAAAGCAGGGGUCUCCAAAGCAAUUUUGGAACAUGCUGGAAAAGAUGUGGAAACAGAAUGUAUUCGCCUAGGUCAACAGAGCAACAAUGGUUAUAUAAUUACUGAAGGUGGAUUACUGAAGUGCAAGAAUAUUAUUCACGUCAUUGGUGGAAAUGAUGUCAAGAAAUCAGUUUCCUGUGUUUUGCAGGAGUGUGAAAGACGGAAUUACUCAUCUGUUUGCCUCCCAGCCAUUGGGACAGGAAAUGCCAAACAAGACCCAGAUAAGGUUGCUGAAGCCGUAAUUGAUGCCAUUGAAGACUUUAUCCAGAAAGGAUCAGUCCAGUCUGUGAAAAAAGUUAAAGUUGUUAUCUUUCUGCCUCAAAUACUGGAUGUGUUUUAUGCCAACAUGAAAAAAAGAGAAGGAUCUCAGCCUUCUCCCCAACAGUCUGUGAUACAUAAACUUGCAUCAAUUUUUGGCUUCUCAAAGCCGUCUCCCUCCAAAAAACCUUCUUUGGUUUUGGAAAAGAAAAUAGAAUCAGCAAUUUUUCAGGUUUGUGGUAGAAAUGAAGAAUAUGUGGAAAAUGCCCUUGCCUGGAUACAGGAUGCGAUUGAAAAGGAACAGUUUCUGUACACCAGUGAAGAAGAACAUAUCAAAGACUUUCGUGAAAAGGAAUAUCAAGAAUUGACUAAGCUGCAGAAGAACUUAAAUAUUGCCAUUCACUUGGACACUGAAAGACCUUUGAUUGAAGUUUCAGGAAUUAGCAGAGAUGUGGAACAGGCUAGAAUUUCAAUUGAGAAAAUGAUGAAGACAGUUCGAUUGACCAAAGAGCAGGAAUUCAGAGCAGAUUAUAUCAGUGAAGUUAUAGCAUGGCAAUAUAAUGACAAUAACACUUUGCAUUAUUUUGACAAAGUAACCAAUCUGCAAUUGGAGGAUGCAAAGAAGAAAAAUAUAAAGACACUUGUUGUCAAAAUUAAUCAUCAGAAGUACACAGUGGACUUGAACACAUACGUUGCUACAGAUGCAAAGGGACACAGCUUACCUGUUCAGCGCCUCAAGAAAACUAACAUUGAGAUCCCUGUGCACUGGAGUGAUAUGAAGCAGCAGGAUAUCUGUCUUGUUGAGCUACAACCUGGUCAUGUAGAAUAUGAUAUGGUGGCAAACAAGUUUAAGGAGACCUGCUCACAAUUCCAGAUAGAAAAGAUUGAGAGGAUCCAGAAUCCAAGUCUCUGGGAGAGCUACCAGACACAGAAAAGGAUCAUGGACACCAAAAAUCGUAAUAUAACAAAUGAGCGGCAGCUCUUCCAUGGGACAGAUGCUGACUCAUUGCCACAUGUCAACCAACAUGGCUUUAACCGCAGUUAUGCUGGAAAGAAUGCUGUGGCAUAUGGAAAGGGAACCUAUUUUGCUGUCAAUGCCAGUUAUUCUGCCAAUAAUACAUACUCCAGACCAGAUGCAAAUGGGAAAAAGCACAUGUAUUAUGUGCGAGUACUUACCGGAGUCUACACACGUGGAAAUAGCACACUAGUUCAGCCUCCUCUGAAGAACCCUCAAAAUCCUAUGGACCCUGACCGUUAUGACACUGCCACAGAUAACGAGCAAAAUCCAAAUUUAUUUGUGGUAUUUUAUGACCACCAUUCUUACCCAGAGUUUCUCAUUACUUUUAAACAAUAACAUUUUGGUAUCCUUCAUAAAAGACAUUGUUCACCUAUACCUAUCUAAUUGUAAAACAAGUUUUAGAUGUUUUCCUUAACAGCUUUUUCUAAGAUCAAAGGAUCCCUGCCACUGAAAUCAGACUUUCUUCGGCUUCUCUUUCAUAACUGGAAUGAACCUAUCUUGAAAGCAAUAAAUUUGAGAAUUUAAAUCGGA